AUGUCGCCAACGCCGCGUCAAACGGUCGAUGAGUCAGGCACAGGCGAGUCCCGUCCUCCUAAAAGAAAGCGACCCCCAAAGCAGGCCUCAAAUUCUGCUGUCACCUUUGCGCCACCGUCUCCGUCCCAUGGUGACAAGCUUGCAGAUGCUGUUGCUGCCGAUGUUUAUCAUCCGGGGUUCCUCGGCCCUGGAUCGUAUGCUGUUCUUCUUCCCCAGGAUGAAGAGCCCGGCCAACUACGCGAACGUGAAGAGUCUGUUGCGUCAGAGAGAUCGGACCGCGAACUCACACACCAGCAUACCCUGUCGAAAUCUAUGAGAUAUCAAAUGGCAUGUGACGUAUUGAGCACUUUCCGCCAUUAUAACGCGAUAAAGGAGCUUAUUCUCUGGUAUAACGCUAGCAACGAAGCAGGUGUUAUACCUGCUCAACUCCAAGUAGACGCUGUGAAUGCGUUAGAGGCUGUUGUUGACAAGCAUGACCUCCGACGGAAAGCUCCCAACUCUCAACUUAUAAGCCAAGUACUUGAGACGACCGCACGUCCCUUCACAAUAUCGCAGUCACUAGACGCGAGCGAUUUCCAUACGUUGUGUUCGGGUGAGAACCUACGAUUCGAGAUUAUCGGCUUUCUCCUCUCGACGGCCGGACGUUCGCUCACAUUCGGCUUCGUUCCAGAUAUCUUUAAUGAUCCUACUAACAAAGACAUGAAGCUUCGCUUCGCAGAUGAGUUGCUCCGCGCGAGUACGACUUGUCUCUUUUUGACAACGAUGCUUGCGACAGUCAACGAUUUGACAAUUUGGAUGUACUACGAGAAUUACUUAUUCACGAUCAUGAUGUGCGGGUAUGCUGGCCCACCUGGCUGGCGACGUAUUGGCGAGUUGUCGACACAGAUAUAUGCACUAGGUAUCCACCAGGAGAAGAGGUGCGCCCACGCUCCGACAUGGUUAGCGGAAACCCGUCGCAGGAUCUUUUGUUCGUCUUACAAUCAAGAUAAGUCGAUAUCUACUUUUCUUGGUCGUCCGAUACGUAUCAGCAAAAGGCACACUGAUAUAAAACUUCCUCUUGACCUGGCCGACAACGAAGUCACCGGUGAUCAGGUGGCAUUGGACUCUGCCAUAGCAGCAUUGGAUGUGGAUGGCUGGAACACCAAAGGCAGAUGGCUACGAGCGUCCUGGAUCCGUCUACGUCACAUAUCCCUACAAUUUCGUGAGGAAAUUUUGGAGUUCUCCCUCGUCAAAAUCGACGCGAACGCUGAAGUUCAACUACAAGACAUAUCCGAACGUAUACGCGCCUCCUGGGAAAUGCUACCAAAGCACAUGCGUUACUGGAAGACCUGUUGGGAAGAGGAUAUCCCUACAGUAGUCUGUUUGAUGCUGUGUAUCGUCCACCUUACCCACUGGUACAACGAGUUCAUGAUCCAGAAACUGCUCGACUACAGCCCUUUGACACUCAAUGCGGCCUUGUUGCGCGUGUCCGUUGAUCUACUCUCUAACACAUUGACCCUGGGUACGAUACGCGAUCGGUCUUAUGACGUUCACCGCGACAUGCUCAAUGCAUUAUUGCUGUUUGGCGUACCCGCUGCUUCGGUAUUAGCUACAGCGUUACGCGAGCAACACCGGACAGGCCAGCAGUUUCCCGCUGAUAUUUCCCGUGCAGAGAUCAUUCGCAUGCUUAGUGUGCUCAUCUCGCACCUUGAUGCCGCCGCGCACAUGGAGAAUUCAGGAGCGAGACACGGCGAGGCGAACUACAACCUUUGUCGCAAAGCGAGUAAGAUCUUCACCAAAGUCAUAGACACUGUAUUGGACUCCAAAUUUGUGGAAGAGAUCACGCCAGCGAGUGAUCAGCUGGGUUUGGACUUGGACCUAGACCUUUUUUCCGGCCCAGGAUUGGAUGGCUUUGAGGGCAUGGAGUUUUCGGGUCUGGGGAUGGGACUUGGUACGAGUGGGAGUGGAACCCUCGCCGAUAACGUGGUCGACUGGGGUGCACUUGGCCAGUGGAAUGCUUUUGGUGGACCUGUAUAG
Molecule: messenger RNA, 2016 nt
Organism: Alternaria atra
Lineage: Eukaryota; Fungi; Ascomycota; Dothideomycetes; Pleosporales; Pleosporaceae
Exons: 6
Coding region: 1-2016 (671 amino acids)
Biological process (GO): DNA-templated transcription
Cellular component (GO): nucleus
Molecular function (GO): zinc ion binding; DNA binding
Source: RefSeq, a predicted model, not a curated record